AUUUCAAUAUGUAAUUAAAAAUUGGCAAGAAAAUGAAGUUGUAAUAAAAGCUUAUUUAAAUAGAGAAAAAUAAUUUAUUUUUUGGCAUUAAUAAAAUAAAAAAAUAACCUCAUUCUUCCGAAACUCUCUCACAACACUCCCACCCACGCCAAUGGCGAUCGCCGCCGCCGUAACGCUGCCACACACAGCCGUCAACCGCCGCAAUUCGCCGUCACCGUAUUCGGCUUCUUUCGAUAGCUUCCGGAUCUCUUCUUCUUCCUUUAAGCAACCAAUUUCUCUGAAACCAAUCGCCAUUAAACCUGAUUUCCGCGUCUUCUCUACUAUGACCAUUCACCCCACGGAGAAAAGCUCUCAAACUUCUCUCCUCAAUCAUAGAAAACAAGGUCAAAUUCUUCAUUUCGUCAAGUAUCACGGACUCGGCAAUGAUUUCAUACUGGUCGACAAUCGGGAUUCGACGGAGCCUAAAAUAAGCCCCGAGCAAGCGGUGAAAUUGUGUGAUAGAAACUUUGGGAUAGGAGGUGAUGGAGUCAUAUUUGCAAUGCCAGGCACUAAUGGCACUGAUUAUACCAUGAGGAUAUUUAACUCCGACGGUAGUGAACCCGAGAUGUGCGGUAAUGGAGUCCGAUGCUUCGCCAGAUAUAUAGCCGAGCUUGAAAACCUGUCGGGAAAGCAAAGUUUCACUGUGCAUACUGGAGCUGGCUUAAUUGUUCCUGAAAUUCAAGAAGAUGGAAAGGUCAAAGUUGAUAUGGGUGAGCCAAUUCUCACGGCAUCAGAUGUUCCGACAAUAAUAACUCCAAAUAAAAACGAGUCUGUCGUGAAGGCAAAAUUAGGUGUAGAUGGGUUGAUUUGGAAUGUGACCUGUGUUAGCAUGGGAAAUCCUCACUGCAUCACUUUCGGUACAGAAUCGAGCGAGGAUUUGGUAGUAGAUGAACUAAACUUAUCAGAAAUCGGCCCCAAAUUCGAACAUCAUACGAUGUUCCCUGCUCGAACCAACACAGAAUUUGUCCAAGUCUUGUCUCCAAGUCACCUGAAAAUGCGUGUUUGGGAGCGUGGCGCAGGUGCAACGUUAGCCUGUGGAACAGGCGCUUGUGCUGUUGUUGUUGCUGCAGUUCUCGAGGGUCUUGCUGAAAGAAGUUGCAGAGUGGAAUUGCCUGGAGGGCCGUUGGACAUAGAGUGGAGAGAAGAAGACAAUCACAUCUACAUGACGGGCCCCGCCCAAAUUGUAUUUUACGGAUCAGUUCCUCUCUGAGGGAUUUUAUCGAAACCGUUCCUAAAUUAUAUUCCUUAUUUCGAGCUACAUUGUGAAUGAAUAACGAUUAAUAUUCUCUCGUUGCGAUUUCUAGUUGUCGUGUGUAAUGGGGAAUACUUUUUUGCUAUGUGCUUUAUUUGAAAUGAGUGAGAUACCCGACUCUUUCUCUCCGUUAUCUU
Molecule: messenger RNA, 1428 nt
Organism: Erythranthe guttata (spotted monkey flower)
Lineage: Eukaryota; Viridiplantae; Streptophyta; Magnoliopsida; Lamiales; Phrymaceae
Product: diaminopimelate epimerase, chloroplastic
Cellular component (GO): cytoplasm; cytosol
Molecular function (GO): diaminopimelate epimerase activity
Source: RefSeq, a predicted model, not a curated record